AUGAAAGAUCUUCUGAAUCGAGCCCUAAUUUUUGGCUUGACUCGUUGGCUGUUUACAGGCGCGCUGCCGGCCGGGCUUCUUACCAGAUCGCAGACUUCAGCUCCCACAAUACGAACUCUAUCGUCGAAUUCGUUUUCUCAAAACAUUCCAAGCUGUUUGUGGAAACUGGGCCGACUUAAUCACGUAGCAAUUGCAGUACCCGAUUUGGAGAAAGCUCAGUCCUUGUAUAAAGAUGUGUUAGGAGCACAGGUGAGCGAGACUGUUGCUCUUCCCGAACAUGGCGUCUACACUGUUUUUGUGGAGCUGGAAAAUACAAAACUGGAACUUCUACAUCCUUUAGGAGAGAAAAGUCCCAUUGCAAGCUUUCUGCAAAAAAGCAAGACUGGAGGAAUGCAUCAUAUCUGCAUUGAGGUUGAUGACAUAAAAGCGGCUAUGACAGAACUGAAGAAAAAAAAGAUACGAAUAUUGAGUGAAGAGCCAAAAAUAGGUGCACAUGGCAAACCUGUGAUUUUUCUUCACCCUAAAGAUUGCCACGGAGUCCUUGUGGAACUUGAGCAAGCUUGAGCUGUAAUAUUCAUAAAUAAAACAACAGAUUAGUUGUGAAGUUACUGAGCUGGUGCUGGGAAUAUUAAUGUGGUAUUCAGUCUUUACAAGUUCACUGUAGUUCCUGUAGAUUAAGUACAGCUUUUGAAUACUGAAAUAGUACUACAGAUUUAGGGUCGUUUUCUUUCUUGUUGUUGAUCUGAUUUUCAGAAUUAGUAUGUUGACAUUUCUUGAAUUCUUUGUGAUUCUAAAGACAAAUACAUGAGCCAAUAUGUAACACAGUGAUUUUAUGUUCUGUUGCCUCAUGUUUGCAGCAUGGUUUUACCUCUGUAACCACAGAAACUGUAUAGUUUCUAGGUCAUCCCACAUUAUUUUGUUCUACAUUUCAGAGCAGAGACCCACUUCUCAGUGACAAUAUAGCUUAGAUAUUCCCUUUAGAAAUAAAGGAAAAAGGAACAUUGUAUUUUCUGUUCACCAUUCACCGUCUGUGCUUCACACUGAUUGAUUGGUUCAUGCAAUAAAAAAAUCCUUACGU
Molecule: messenger RNA, 1078 nt
Organism: Pygoscelis adeliae (Adelie penguin)
Lineage: Eukaryota; Metazoa; Chordata; Aves; Sphenisciformes; Spheniscidae
Gene: MCEE
Product: methylmalonyl CoA epimerase
Exons: 4
Coding region: 1-564 (187 amino acids)
Biological process (GO): L-methylmalonyl-CoA metabolic process
Cellular component (GO): mitochondrion
Molecular function (GO): methylmalonyl-CoA epimerase activity
Source: RefSeq, a predicted model, not a curated record